GGGACCGCGUUUCUCCUCGGCUAGGCCGUGCCCACUAACAAUCCCUCAUCGGCUCAUCUCUCAGGGAGGCCUUUCCCUCAGAGGGCACAGUUAGAGGGGAGGGAGGUUGCUUUCGCCUUCCAUCUUGGGGUUCGGCUGGAGGAAGCAGCCAUAACUGAUUGUGUCAGCUACUGGAGGUUUUGAAGUCAAGAGAAGCUCUUUUCGAGCUGCCAGGAGCUAUGGCGUUUUGCAGCUUCAUUAUGUUUCAUACCUUUUCCUAGUUCUGUUGAGGAAGGAAGAUGGCUCAUGCUCUCCCUCUUCCAAUUCCCUGCCCAGUCCAGCUUGGAAGUAUAAAAGGUGACUCCCUGGAAGCUCAGCUGCAUGAGUAUGUCAGGCAGGGAAACUAUGUGAAAGUGAAGAAGCUUCUGAAAAAAGGUAUUUUUGUUGAUGCUGUAAAUUCCAUGGGCCAAACUUCUCUCUUCACUGCUGCAUUGCUAGGUCUUGGUAAAAUAGUGGAUGUCCUGUUGGAUUAUGGCUCAGACGCUAAUCAUCGCUCUUACGAUGGAAGCACCCCAGUCCAUGCAGCUGCAUUCUCAGGAAAUCAGUGGAUUCUUAGCAAGUUAUUGGAUGAAGGAGGUGAUCUGAGAGUACAUGAUAAAGAUGGAAAAAGUCCUCAGUACUGGGCUAUGUCAGCUGGAAAAGAAAGCAGUGCUCAGAUGCUGGAAUUUAUACAGCGUUGUACAUUCCACAUGCAGGCUGCCAUUCAAAAUUUUCCCUCUGAUCUACUCAGGAAGGUUGGUUCAUCAAAAGCGCUGGUCUGCAGUCCGUCUAGGUUUGGUGGUCUUGUUCAAGGAAAUGUUGACAGUCCUCUGGGUAGAUUUCUAAAAGGUGGAGCUAAUGCAGCCAAGAGCAUUUACAGCUUUGGUUUUGGGAAGUUUUAUCUUGCAGGCAGUGGGCAUCUAGGGUACUUGGCAUCUCUCCCUAUUAUUGGGGAAAAAGAUGUGGUUCAGGCAGAUGAUGAACCAACAUUUUCUUACCAUGUUGGACCAUACAUGAUCAUGACAAACUUAAUGUGGGGAGGCAGCAGAGUUACAGUGAAGGAACUCAGCUUUGAGCCCCAUCAGAACUGUAGUAAACUACGCUUAGCUGAUCUUCUCAUUGCAGAGCAGGAACGUAGUAGUAAACUCCGUCAUCCUCAUUUGCUACAGUUGAUGUCUGUUUGUCUGUCUAGUGACUUGGAGAAAACCCGUUUAGUAUAUGAAAGAGUUAACUUUGGUUCUCUGUACAGCAUCCUUCAUGAAAGGCGUACAGAAUUCCCAGUACUGCAUAUGGAGACUAUUUUGCAUGUGCUGCUUCAAGUUAAUGACGCUUUGCGUUUUCUACACUCCCGUGGAUUUAUCCACCGUUCUGUUACCUCCUAUGCUAUUCAGAUUGUUUCUUCCGGUGAAGCAAAGCUAUGCAACUUGGAAUACAUGAUAGAGAGCAAAGAUGGUGGAGAACACAGUGAUCUGACACGUAUUCCUGUCCCAGUCCAGCUGUAUAAGUGGUGCUCUCCUGAAGUAAUCCUUGAAAAAGUUGUCACGGUCAAAUCGGAUAUUUAUAGCUUCUGUACAGUAGUGCAGGAGGCUUUGACAGAGACCCCUCCCUGGAAAGGUCUUGAAGACUCAGUUAUUAAACAGCUCAUAAUUUCGGGACAGCAGUUAGAAGCAGAUGUCAGACUUCCUAUGCCCUAUUAUGGUAUUGUGAAGUCAGGGCUAGAACCUAAACCCAAGAACCGCUCCAUGAAACUUCAGGAUAUUCAGUACAUACUGAAAAAUGACUUAAAGGACUUAACUAAGUCUCAAACUGGUCAUGCUGAUGAAACGCCAAAAGCACAAAGACCUGCUGUUUUUGCAGAUGUGAACAUCUGUUUGGCAUCAGCUUUUAGCUACCAGAGGAGAACACAGGAAUUGCAGGGAAAAGAGAUAACUGAGGCUGACAGCUCUACUGCCCCAAGAUACUCUCUUUUUCCUGAGGAGAAUAGUGCAUUAGUGGACCAAGAGGCAUCAACCAGCCUACAGCCAGUUGCACAGGACAAAAAUUGUGACGUAGCUUCUGAACUCCAGACGACCCUCAGUGUCAGUGAUGUGGAUGACAGCCUCUGUAGCUUUGAAAUCAAUGAAAUCUUUGCCAGUUAUUCAGAACUUCAUGAAGACUUCCUGGAAGAAGGAGCUGGAUUAGGUCAAGCUCUAAACAAUGAAAAAAGGCAGCAAAAGGAAGAAGAUAAGGCUACCCUCAGAGACCUGGAUGCAUCCCCUGAAGUGCACUGUGAGGAAAAGCCAGUUUAUGAGGAAGGUGGCUUUUCAGAAUCGAGUACAGAGUACACUACGGAAGAGGAGGAGAGGAUAAGUGAGACCUCUGACCUAUGCAUGCUGGCACAGGUGAGACAAGAUUUUGGGAGAAGAAUGAGUAGUCUGUCCCAAAAUGAGCAGCACAUCAGCAAAUGCGUCCUUAAUUUAAAGAUUUUUCAAAGCAUGUUGCAGCAGGCAGCAGAUUCCCUGUGCAGAACAGAGGAGAAACUGGACAAAUUAGAGGCCACUGAAAAGCAAAAGAAGCUGCUCCAGGAAAUUGGAAUGAACCAGCUUUCUAAGCAAAUUUGUCAAGAAAGACAUUGGAACAGAUCUGAUGAUACUUUCCAAAAUACCAAUAACCCUUUUUCUGGAGUUAAUACUUUUUUAUGGAAGGCUAUAGGUCCACCAUCAAGUGACUAUAUUCCACCACUGAUAACACAUCAGGCACAAGGAGCGUUCGGUGGAGACAGCUUCCAAGCUGUUUCAAAGACAGCAAAAGAAAUGCAGGCAAUUCAAAAUGAAAAGUGGAAGUGUUUUUAUGAAAUGAGUAAGGGUAAAAAUGAAAACAACCAUCGUGAUCUCGGCUUCCGUGUGGUGAAAAGCCUGGAUGAUGAAAUGAGCGUAGACCAUGAGCAUUUACUCCCACGUGUAUCUGUAAGAUGCAAAAAAAAGUUCAGCUUGCAGUGUCAGAGAGGAGGUGAUUCACAUUCUGCAGCAAGUGGAAGUGAAGAAGAGAGGUGGUGCUAUCCAAAAUCAAGAUCUGAAAUUUACAGUACAAAAAUAAGUGAGGAGAGAAGGAUGAUGCAAUCAGAAUGGAGGACAGAAGUAAAACAAAUGGCCAGAAGAGUGGCCUCAGGACAGCUAGAACUUGGCUCUCCAUAUCCAGCCAGUGAAUACACAUCUGAAAGUGAAGCAGAGAGUAUAAAGGAAGCCUUUCAACAUGUCACUGUUAGAGUCCAAAAAAGUCAAGACCUACAAAGGUGGCAGACAGGUGAUAAUGUUGAGCCUUGGGAUCCAGGCAGUGAGGAUAGAUCUGAAUCUGAGGAGAGUGAUCUGGAGUCUGCAUUCAGAAGUUCUGGAGGGAGAAGUUGCCAGUCGCCAUCACAAGAUGAACAGGCAGAGUCUGGAAUAGCUAUUCAUAAGAAUUCAGUCCUUCCUCAACAAGUCGAGAAUCUCACUAGAGGGCAUUCAAGGAAAUUACAUUGUUCCCUUAAUUCAUCUCCUGAUAUGUCUGAAGAAUUCUUGACUCCUGAUCCUCAUUCUUUCCUUCCUCCUACUACUCAGGGAAGUUCACAACUAGAGACCUCAGAUGCUGAGGGCAAAUUAGAAGAUGCUUGUGAAGGAUUUUUACAGAAACAGUUACCUGAAGAAGCAGGAUCAGGUAUUCAGGUUUCAGGAGGAAAAAUGCUAUUUUGCAGCACAGCGAUGCAGAACUCUGGCAGUAACACACUAGGAGUGAAUCAGCUUAGCCAUAUGCCUGUAGCCAGUGUUGAAGCAGCACGAGAAGUGGUACUGUGGGAGCCACAGGAAGAAUGCAAUGAAAAAGACGUAUCAGCGACAGAUAUUCAGGAUUUGUCAAGUAUCCCCUGUGAGCAAGAGAACUACUACAGGGAUAUAGAUUGUGAAACACCCAGAGUGAGUCAUGCACCAACUAGCGUCAGCACUCCACUCAACUCAGAAGAAAAAAUUCCAGUAGCCUUUGAGAAAUACAAACACUGCCAUGAAGUAGCUUCAGAUUCUUCCUUUUGUGGUUCUCAAGAGACCUCCUCUUCAGUGUCCAGGACAUUCACUACAGCCUGUGGAGAGGGAAGGAACACUGAAAUUCCCUCGGUUGCUUCAGGAGUUUCCUCAUCUGAAUUGAAUGAGCCUGAUGGGUUGCCAGUAGUUGCUUCAUCCUUGAGAAGCACCAGGAAAGCAUCUGCACUCUCACAGGCAUCUAACCACUUCAUUGAUGAGCUGCCUCCACCAGCCCAAGAGCUGCUGGAUGAAAUUGAAUAUUUAAAGCAGCAAGAUUCCAUCACUCAAGACUUCAAAGAGAAGGGAUUGUAUGACUGCAAAGUGCAAAGAAAUGUUCCCGAUCAAAUUAAAAUGGAAGACAGAGAGUCAAGCAAAGAAUCUGAGGGAAAUGAGGAGAGAAAUCAUAGUUUAUGGACUGAGGAGUCAUUUAAUCUAGCAGAGGAAACAGAAAGGGCUCACUCUACUCUUGAUGAUAUUUUAGAAAGUAUGCUCCAUGCAAUUCCUGGAGGUGAAGAGGUCCAAGAACAACCUCAGGGACGCACUCUCGGCACUAAAGAUAAGAGCCUAAUAACUCUGAACAACUCCACAGUAAAUGCCAACACGCGUCCUGAAGAUCAGAAAUCCCGCUUACAGCAGCAGCAGUCUUCAUCUUUGCCAUUCACGGUAAUUGUUUUGGAUCAGAGCUCUCCUACAUGAUUAAAAUGGAUGGUGAAUAAAUUCUAGUAUAUGACCUGCUUACUGCUGCUUGUACAGUAUACAGCCUGUGAAUUGCAACCCUUUUUGGCCACAUAAAGAAUUCUAAAGCUCGGACUUCCUUUAACUGCAGCAGCAAGUACAGAAGAAAAUCUAAUGCUCUACUUUGUAAUACAGUUUGUACUGGUUUUACACCAUCAUUGCAUGUAAAGGCAGUAUCAAUAAUACUGCAGAACUGAAUGUUUUCUGAAUAUAACAUCCUUAUGAAGCUGGCUACGUGGUGGGGGUUUUUUUCUGUGUGUGCAUGCUUUCAUAAGCAAAAGAAUUUCUUGCUCUGUUGCAUUAUGCAGCUUUCAGUGUUACAGACAAAAUGAUUGUAGUUCUGUGGACUGCUGUUACUGCUCAGGCACUUAAAUUUUUCCAUGCUGGAGUGUGGAGCACGGUUACAGCCCAUGUAGUGUAUGUUUUUCCUUGCUCAUUAAAUUUAACAAGGUAAUUUCUUGUUUUCUCUUUUCUUAGUGCUUUUGUGAUCUAGCGUUGAACUGAUUUGACUGAUUAAGGGGAUUAAUUGCUGUGCAAAAAGCUAAUGAGAAAAAGGCAGUGUUCUCCAGAGAUUGCAAAUGCAGCAAUACAUUCCCUGCCAGCAUUAGACAAAACUAUGAGAAAAUCUGGUUAGUAUUACGAAGAUACCUGUUGUGUAAUUAAACCACACUUUUGGUAGGCCUCAUCCAAAAAAAAAAAAAAAAAGUCCCUGGAUAUGAUUGAGCUUUGGAUCAGGAUUUUGAUGUGCACAGCAGCUUCGUAUUCAACUUUUCUUGUGAUAAAUACUGUUCAGGUGCAGGAGGUGUGAAGAUUGUCCUUGUCCCUUUUUAACAGACACUGGGAUUUUAGCUGGUUGUACCCCAUGUUGUUUUUUCGUUCCUGUUCAUGUAGGGAAGUGCUGCCUAUCUGUAACUGUUAGUUAAUUUGGUUUAACAAUACUUAAUAAAAGUUUCCAAGGUUA
Harpia harpyja (harpy eagle) is the source of this 5742-nucleotide messenger RNA. RefSeq names its product testis expressed 14, intercellular bridge forming factor (gene TEX14). Gene Ontology annotation, biological process: mitotic spindle assembly checkpoint signaling; male meiotic nuclear division; intercellular bridge organization. Gene Ontology annotation, molecular function: protein binding; ATP binding; protein kinase activity. Gene Ontology annotation, cellular component: midbody; kinetochore; intercellular bridge. Lineage: Eukaryota; Metazoa; Chordata; Aves; Accipitriformes; Accipitridae. The transcript has 31 exons. The coding region runs from base 279 to 4742 and encodes 1487 amino acids. The record is from RefSeq and is a predicted model, not a curated record.